Hyalella azteca is the source of this 4466-nucleotide messenger RNA. RefSeq names its product cationic amino acid transporter 4. Gene Ontology annotation, molecular function: amino acid transmembrane transporter activity. Gene Ontology annotation, biological process: transmembrane transport; amino acid transport. The record is from RefSeq and is a predicted model, not a curated record. The transcript is spliced from 10 exons. Lineage: Eukaryota; Metazoa; Arthropoda; Malacostraca; Amphipoda; Hyalellidae. Gene Ontology annotation, cellular component: plasma membrane. Bases 499 to 2700 code for a protein of 733 amino acids.
CGUGCAGCAGUCGACAUUUGUCUCUCGUGGGCAUUGUUUCUAGUCAUUGUGGUUCCUUGCUGGUUUACAUCACUAGAAUCAAAUGCGGACUUUUCUAUGCAUUCGGUUAAUUCUAACAGCCAGAAGAGCAAAGUCAAAAUCCAAGUAUUGCGUGAAUAACAUCCAGUAAGCGAAGUAAAUGAGGAAAUGUUGUUUGGUGUUCUUCAUAUUUUUAGCGAUCGAAAAGUCAAGCAAGUGAUUUGUCAAAGGUUUAACCGUUGUGAUAUUUACAUGCAAAACUGCCACAAUUAUGAAACUAUUCAUCGAAGGGUCAUUGAUAAAGAGGUACAACCGCGUUCAUUACUUUUUCCCUUUUAAUGUUAUAGCAUUAAACGUGAGGUGCUGGCAAAAGUAUACCAGCAACAAUGAGAUCAGUUUGAAAAGGCGCAACGGUAAACGCUGGCCGUGCGCACGUAUUAAUAUAAUUUUAGGAAUAAAAGGGUCAAGAGCAGCGGUACAAUGUUCGGUGACAUAGGUAGGAUGUGCAGCAACGUGGCGAUGCGGAUGGGCCGCGUUAAAAAGCUCGACUCUAACGUCAUGCAAACGGAACUUAGCAGAUGCCUCACCACCGCUGACAUUACCCUCUUAGGCAUCGGGCACAUGUUCGGGGCAGGAAUCUACGUGCUGACCGGAACAGUGGCCCGCGACACCGCUGGACCGGCCAUCAUCCUCUCGUUCCUGCUCGCCGGUUUCGCUUCGCUUUUGUCUGCAAUUUGCUAUGCAGAAUUCGGUGCCCGCGUUCCUAAAGCGGGAUCUGCUUACGUCUACACAUACGUCACUAUAGGAGAAUUCUGGGCAUUCGUUAUUGGAUGGAACAUCGUUUUAGAAUACCUGAUAGGCGGCGCCUCAGUAGCCCGCGCCUGGUCGAGUUACGUGGACUCACUCUUCAACGGAGCUGUCCAAAAUGGCACCAUUGCUACCUUCGGCACAAUGCACUCACAAUACCUGGCUCCCUAUGUAGAUCCCCUUGCUUUCGGCAUUACGUUGGUCUUUUGUUUAUUUCUCACUAUAGGAGUAAAAAGUUCCACGAACAUCAACUCUGCCCUGACGUGCGUAAAUAUGGCUGUCGCCAUUUUCGUAAUUGUCUUCGGGUUGUGGUUCGCGGAUAUCAAAAACUGGCAGGGUCCUGGAGGUUUCGCUCCCUACGGCGUCACGGGAGUGGUGGCCGGAGCUGCAACUUGCUUCUUCGCUUACGCAGGCUUCGACGGCAUCGCCACGGCGGGGGAAGAGGCCAAAAAUCCAUCUCGGUCAAUCCCCAUCGCGACGAUGCUUUCCAUGGGCAUCGUGACAUGCGCCUAUAUAUUGGUGGGAGCCACGCUGACUUUAAUGGUUCCCUACAGGGAAAUUCACGUUGGUUCAGCUCUUCCCGACGCCUUUGCAGUUAACAACAUCAUGUGGGCCAAAUAUGUUGUGAGUAUCGGGGCUCUGUGUGGCAUGACCACGUCUCUACUGGGUAACCUGUUCUCGCUGCCCCGAUGUGUGUACGCCAUGGCCUCGGAUGGGCUAAUCUUCUCACAGUUCGCCGUCGUAUCUGAGAAGACUAAGUUACCCAUGCUGAACGUGGUGGUGUGUGGGCUGUUGACGGCAUUCACGGCUCUUAUUUUUGACCUCGAGAAGCUCGUGGAGUUUAUGAGCAUCGGAAUACUGAUGGCCUACACCAUCGUCAGCGCCUCCGUCAUCAUACUGCGCUACCAGCCCGAACACAGCUGGAGCAGCAAGACAGACGUGGACGCUGCAGUUGACGUGCCGCCCACUCCAGCCACCCCUGCUGCACCUGCCGACAUCGAGCCGGGGCGGGCGGAGGGCGAGGGCAGCAUGGGUGGACGCCUGAAGCCGAAGUGCUAUUGGGUUGCGUUGGUGUUAGGCCAGCGGGAGCCUGGGGUGGUUGUGAGCUAUGCUGUGGUGGCGUUCACGGCAGUGUCGGCAGGGCUGUGCUUGCUCAUGCAGUACGGGAUGGGUAGCGUGACUGCCAACACUUUACUGCACAACCAAACACUGCAAGAGGCUGUACUCAGGUACCCGAUGUUGUACGAGCGUUUGAUGAAGUCGCGGGGUCAGGCCACGCCGGACUGGGCCAUCGUCCUUGCCGUCUUCUUCUGCGUGCUGCUGCUCACUUGCGCAGGCGUGAUCAUGGCGCACACACAGAGCGCGUUGCGCCUCAGCUUCAAAGUGCCCUUUGUGCCCCUGCUGCCUCUGACGUCCAUCUUCGUGAACAUUUCCUUCAUUGUGCACCUCAACCCCAUGACCUGGGUCCGCUUCAUCGUCUGGAUGACAAUAGGCCUGCUGCUGUACUUCUGCUACGGCAUUCAUCACUCCCGGCAGACGGCUCCUCUUAGCAGCUACACGACUCUGCUACCUCAAGAUCCAGGCUCUUCAGCAUCACCUUCGUCGGCAUCGCCGGCGGAAGCGGGACCUUCUGCUGCAAAACCCUCUUCAGAUGCUUCGGACAUUACUAUGAAGUCAUCGAAAGUGGAUCCCGCUUCAAAGAAAUCUUUCGCGAACACUUUAGCGUCCACACUGAGUCAGGUGUCAAAGAAAGUAUCCAGCUUGUCCUCGUCCAUACAGUCGAAGAAGAAUUACUCGGACUUGGACACGACAGCGGACGACGCAGUCAUGCUUACGGCUGAAGAGAGUCCUGCAGUCAAAGACGAUAACGUUUAAGUCAUCAACAUCAUGUUCCGUAUGAGGAACUCGGUGUGACCUGCAAGUUAUCCUUAUAUCUUGGUCAUUUAGGCCAGUCAAAUUUUUGUGUAGUUCAAAUAUUUUGUUCUUGCUGUGGUAAAUAGUGCUUUAACGAAAGUAUUGUGUAUGCACUUCCCUAUGUACUAACUGCAUUAUGAUCGAUAUGGUCGUAUGGGGCUCAUAGGAACUUCACUAAUUAAUGAAAUUUAGGGCUCCAUUCAGCGCUUCAGUAGCUGCCCUGAUUAUGAAAUGGGACCCACUUGACACCCCCAUGCAGUAACUUAAAUUAUAAGGGAUCAUGAGUCCCAUUUAAAUCUAAUCCAAGUGCAUCCAUGUGCCGAUGUCUGCCCCGUUUGUCCUAAGUUGCACAAUACCUGGGAUUUAUUAUGGGUAGCUGAAGCAGAGGACGGCUGAUUCGUUAGAUGCAAAGCAGGGAUAACCUAUUGCUUGCUACCGAUUAUAUCACUACUUGGUUAAAGUUCCUACCGUGAUAUAGGGUCCUGUAGUGGGAGCAGACUUGGUUCGUACGGUAUUCUAUAAGGAGCUUAUACCUUGUUUCAAUCGUUGUCUUACUACAUGUUGUGGCCAGCUUGACAUGCAAGAGCAUUAAUCAAUUCAUUCCUCUGCUUUGAGGAAGCCAGAGUGGCGAUUUUAGAGGGUUUUGUUUAAAUUUUAAAUGUAUUUUAUGUUGUGAUGGCAUUCGACGUUAGUUUCGAUUUGUAUCUUACCUCUAACAUAUUUGCGUAACGUUAUUUCAACAAAUAAUUAAGUGGUACCUAUCCAGUUAUAGCCAAGUCUCGAAAAUUUAUCAUCGUUAGAAGAAUUGAUUUGUAUGCCAUUAAAACUUACUAAUAUGACAAAUGUUCACGUGACAAAUGAAAUAAUAUACAGGCGUGACAGGUUCUCCGAGAAUAUGUAUUAAUCCCAGAGGAUUUAACUGGCGCUAUUAAGGUUAAAUAAGUGAGUGUAUUGAAACGCUUUCAAGAUACCAACAUUUCUAGAUGUUUUAAUGUACGUGUUUAUAUCGAAACUGGAAUAUUUAUUAUCUGAGCCGGAAUAGUGUGAUACAAAGAUGGCGGCGUAGCAACGCGGCUAACGUGGAUACGCGCGGGAGCUUGGCGAGCCCGAUUCAUUUACUGCAACGAUUCCUGACUGACUACUGAAGCAGCAUUUCAUAUGGAAUAAAAUUAAACUAUGAGCUAUGGAAGAAGGCAAUUAACAGUACUCUUGGUAAUAUUAAUGCUCGCUUAUUAAGUAUGCGAUUUUUUACUCCCAUUUAUCCGUCAUCAGUAAGUGAUCUUUAUACUUUAUAAGGGCCAACACUCAUAGAAAAUAGCAGUUUCUCUCAAAUAAUUUUAAAAUAUUUCGAAUGUUUUCGGGUGGCGAUUGAUGUUUGGCCAGACUCGGUUAAAUUUUUAAAUAUAUUCAAAAUGUUCAUGCCAUUUAAAAUAUAUAAUCCGGCCUUGUGAAUGAUAUUAUCCAGUGUCAACACUGAAAUUAAAAAAUUAUCUCUCUGGAGAAGUUCAAAUCAAUGUUUUUAAUCAAGACGCCAUAUUUCCUAUGCCUUGUCCACAUUGCAGGGAAAUUUCAAGCUUGUAGACCUCACAAAUCAUACGUGGCUUAAAUAUACUAUAGGAAGAUUCAUGAAAACUGUAUUUGAUGUCCGUUCAUCUUGAAGUGAUAUAAUGUUGUUAAUAUUAUGACUAUAUUUUUGUGUCCCAUAAUGAAUGUUGCAUUCAAAAUGC